GGCUCCCACCACGCGAGCAGCGGCCGCGGGACCCGCACGGUUCGGCUCGGCUCGGUUCGGCUCAGUUCGGUUCGACUCAGUUCGGCACUGCCGCUCCUCCGCCUCAGGUUCAACAGUGUGACCACUCUCUUGAUUCAUAUACUCACAGCAAAGCCUCCAUCUCUCUCAUGGAUUAUAGAUCUAAAUUGAUGGCUUCAGUAACAGAUGCCAGAUACAGGCAGAAGGAUACUUCAGAUCAAAAUUUUGAUUACAUGUUCAAACUCCUGAUCAUUGGCAACAGCAGCGUGGGUAAAACAUCCUUCCUCUUCAGAUACGCCGAUGACACUUUCACACCAGCCUUCGUUAGCACAGUAGGAAUCGACUUCAAAGUGAAAACCGUUUAUAGGAAUGACAAGCGGGUGAAACUGCAAAUUUGGGAUACAGCUGGACAAGAACGAUACAGGACCAUCACUACAGCCUACUACCGAGGAGCCAUGGGCUUCAUCCUCAUGUAUGAUAUCACCAGCGAAGACUCCUUCAAUGCAGUGCAGGACUGGGCCACACAAAUCAAGACUUACUCCUGGGACAACGCACAAGUGAUCCUGGUCGGAAACAAAUGUGACAUGGAGGAUGAACGAAUUGUUCCUGUGGAGAAGGGGAAACAUCUGGCAGAUCAGCUAGGUUUUGACUAUUUUGAAGCUAGUGCCAAAGAGAACAUCAACGUAAGGCAGGUGUUUGAGCGUCUCGUGGAUAUAAUCUGUGAAAAGAUGUCGGAGAGUAUAGAAUCAGACCCUUCCAGGGGCGCUUCGGGAAGGAGCAUGCGACUCACAGACAACCCACCUCCCUCGCAGCAGAACUGCUCGUGCUAGUGACCUUUCCCACUGAGAAAUGUCCUUCUCCUUUCCCGACCCAAUUUUAUGUUUUCUUUCGUUGUGGUGCAUUAUCAUGUAGUCCAAAGGCAGAAGUCCCUGUUGUAGGAAACUGGUACGUUUGUUUACUGUGCUGGAGUGUUACUAUUAUGUAUUUCCUCAUCCAAUUAUUAAAAAAAAAAAAUCAGACUAAAUAUUGUAAGUGCACCUUGUGGUAAUGUGAGUUGUAUUGAAGAAAAAUAAUUGUAUAGUGUUGCAAAUGUUAUUUCCGCAGAGAAUGUUGCUUUUUUAAUUAUAAAUUCAUCUACUGCAGAAAGAGGUUUUAUUGUCAAGAACAGCAGGAAACAUAAAAACGAAUCAGAAGGAAGCAGGUCUAAAAGAAAAUUGGGACAAAAAUCUCUCAUAAAGCGAGAAUAUGCCUUUUUUUUUGAUAUUUUAGAAAAAAUUUCUCCCCAGAUAUUUGGAGUCAUUGUUGCUGUCUUCUAGACACAGACCGUUGUUUUUUGGUACGAUGGAGCAGAAAGUAGCGUGUUCCUGUCUGGCAGUUUGAGGUCCUCCAGAGAGCCCAGAGAAGGACGACGUAGGUUUUGUGUCAAACCUCUCCAGGUCUGGACCUGCUCCGGUCUCCCGCUCCGUGGUGGAUUUGUUGCAGGACACAGGAGAGGAGGAAUUAGCUGCUGUGUGUUCGGCUGGAGGGAAAAUCUGACAAGGAAGACUUAGAACAGCGUCGUCAUGUCAAGCUAAAAAUACCAGGAGCCAAAACGUGAGUGUUGGCAAAUAGUGCCAAUAUUACUUAUGUUUUCUUUCUGCGUUUUGUUGUUGAUUUCAAAUUUAAUUUUAUUUUAUUUUGUACCAGAUAGGUGCGUGUGUGGGGAUGUUUUUUUCUGGGUUCAUAUUUAACCACAAAGUAUAAUUAAAAAGGGAAGACUGAUUAAUAAAACGUAACUGCAACCGGAAAAUGGCAAAGAUAUCAUUCUUUGAAGGGAGGAACAAUUUUUAAUACUUAGCAUCUAAAAUACUUAUAUUUCCAACCUCUCUAAAAUGACAAAACUUCUACAUCUGUGUGUAGAACUUUGUGUGCAUUAGGCAUACACAGAGCUUGCAUUUCUCUGAAAUACAUGGAGGAAUCGGUUUUGUGAAUCCGUGAAAUCCCACACGCUGUCUGCCUGGAUGAUCACGCAUGCAGGUGCGCAUCCCAGCUCCAAACACUGAUGGCAAAUUACGUCUGUAAAUGUAAAUUCUGAAAAUUCUGGGAAGUUUUAUUGCUUUAGCUCAGGCCUAUUAACUCCUCUGACUGAGGAGACUUUCUGAUGUCAGAACCUGGGGUUGAGUAUCUGCCCUGUGCUGUAACUUGCUGGAUCGUGACGCUAGCAAAUGCUUUUGUAUUUCAUUCUGUUAUGCCUGAAAGUGUAAUUGUUCUAAGAAAAAUUCACAAUAUUCUGGAGAAAAAUGCAACUACAUUGAGGUAGUUUGGGCGCAUUGUCCGAAAGGCUCGAUCCCUUCCUCUGUUUUAUGUUGCUUUCAGAAAUCUUGCCUGUGAUGUAUUUUGGGUGUCGUACUGAAAGUGCCAUUUGUGCGGUGCUAGGAACGUGGUUAUUGUAUCAAAAUCAUUGAAACUGCAAAAUAAAGAGAACUGUAGUCACCGGGUGUGGCCACAGCGCUUGUGUGAGCUGCAUCACUAGCAUUA
Molecule: messenger RNA, 2535 nt
Organism: Columba livia (rock pigeon)
Lineage: Eukaryota; Metazoa; Chordata; Aves; Columbiformes; Columbidae
Gene: RAB3B
Product: RAB3B, member RAS oncogene family
Exons: 6
Coding region: 168-848 (226 amino acids)
Biological process (GO): protein localization to plasma membrane; protein secretion; regulation of exocytosis
Cellular component (GO): endosome; synaptic vesicle; plasma membrane
Molecular function (GO): GTP binding; GTPase activity; myosin V binding
Source: RefSeq, a predicted model, not a curated record